AUGUCACUACUAGGGACAUUGAAUCCGAACCUUUCGGGCUCCCAAAAUGUGCAAGAAGGCAACAAUGCCAACACGGAGGCCCGUCGCCACGAACCCGCGGACAGUUUGAACACCGAGGACACCGCCAAUGAGAACGGCGAGGUUGGCAACGAGGGCCAGAUCGAGGCCGAGGUCACUCGCUUGGCCCAGCAACUCACACGCCUCUCCACGCACUACUCGGUCUCGGGCGACAAUGCCGAGAACACCUUCCUCGAAACCAAGGAGGAUUCUAGCCUCAACCCUCACAGCGAGAACUUCAAAGCUAAGAGUUGGAUGAAGAACUUCUUGGCUAUUACCUCUCGCGACCCGGAACGAUACCCCACGCGACAGGCCGGCCUUUCCUUUACAAACCUCAGCGUGCACGGAUUCGGAAGUCCCACGGACUAUCAAAAGGAUGUAGCGAACUCCGUUCUGGAGGUUGGUGCCUUGUUCCGUGCCCUCACUGGAACUGGCAAGCAGAAGAUCCAGAUUCUGCGCGAGUUCGAUGGCUUGGUGAAGAGCGGCGAGAUGCUGGUCGUUCUCGGCCGCCCUGGUUCUGGUUGUUCCACGUUUUUGAAGACGAUUGCGGGAGAGAUGAACGGUAUCUUCAAAGAUGAGGCGUCCAGAAUUAAUUACCAAGGAAUCUCCGACCGGCAGAUGCGGAGUCAGUUCCGCGGUGAAGCUAUCUACACCGCCGAAACAGACGUGCACUUCCCACAGCUCUCCGUCGGCGAUACAUUGAAGUUCGCUGCCAUGGCUCGUGCUCCCCGCAACCGUUUGCCGGGGGUCUCUCGCGACCAGUACGCAGAACACAUGCGUGAUGUCGUAAUGGCCAUGCUGGGUCUGACCCACACCAUGAACACCCAGGUGGGAAACGAUUUUGUCCGUGGAGUUUCUGGCGGUGAGCGGAAGCGCGUAAGCAUCGCCGAGGCUGCUCUUUGCGGCAGCCCUCUCCAGUGUUGGGAUAACAGUACCCGUGGUCUGGACAGUGCCAACGCCUUGGAGUUCUGCAGGACCUUGAAUCUGAUGGCCAAGUACUCCGGUACCACCUGUGCUGUGGCUAUCUACCAGGCCUCCCAGAGUGCCUACGAUGUUUUCGACAAGGUCACUGUGUUGUACGAGGGCCGACAGAUUUACUUCGGCCGCACCACCGAGGCCAAAAAGUUCUUCACUGAGAUGGGCUUCUACUGCCCAGAGCGCCAGACCACCGCCGAUUUCCUGACCUCUCUCACCAGUCCUGCUGAGCGAGUGGUCAAGGCUGGCUUUGAGAACAUGGUCCCCCGGACCCCGGAUGAGUUCGCCGCUGCAUGGAAGAGCAGCGAUGCGUACAAGCGGUUGGUGAAGGAGAUCGCCGAGUAUGACGAGGAGUUCCCUAUCGGCGGCGAGUCCCUACAGAAGUUUGUCGAGUCCCGCAAGGCAAUGCAAUCGAAGACCCAACGCAUCAAGUCGCCUUAUACCCUGUCUGUCAAUGAACAGGUCCAACUCUGCAUGAGACGUGGUUUCCAGCGUCUGAAGGGUGAUUUCAGUUUGACGAUCUCGGCGCUGAUUGGAAACUUCAUCAUGGCUUUGAUCAUUGGUUCUGUCUUUUUCCAGUUACCGGAUGAUGUGACCAGCUUCUAUUCUCGUGGUGCUCUCCUCUUCUUCGCUGUCCUCCUGAACGCCUUCUCGAGUGCCUUGGAGAUUCUGACCCUUUACGCCCAACGCCCCAUCGUCGAAAAGCAAGCUCGCUACGCCAUGUACCAUCCAUUCGCCGAGGCAAUCUCAUCGAUGUUGUGUGACAUGCCGUAUAAAUUGACCAACGCCGUCACUUUCAACAUCCCUCUCUACUUCAUGACUCGUCUCCGCCAAACCCCUGGUGCUUUCUUCACCUUCCUGCUCUUCUCUUUUGUGACCACCAUGACCAUGUCCAUGGUGUUCCGCACCAUCGCUUCCUACUCUCGCACUUUGUCUCAAGCUCUGGUGCCCGCCGCCAUCCUGAUUCUCGGUUUGGUCAUCUACACUGGUUUCACCAUCCCGACCCGCAACAUGCUUGGCUGGUCUCGCUGGAUGAACUACAUUGACCCGAUUGCUUAUGGUUUCGAGUCGUUGAUUGUGAACGAGUUCCACGGCCGCAACUUCCCUUGCAACGCCGAGUCUUUCAUCCCUGCGGGAGAGUCCUACCUCGAUGUCGGCCCGCGGAACAAGAUCUGCUCGCAGAAAGGAGCCGUGGCCGGCCAAGACUUCAUCAACGGCGAUGAUUAUUUUACCACAAGUUUCGAGUAUUCGAACACCCACAAGUGGAGGAAUCUGGGGAUAAUGCUCGGAUUUAUGGUAUUUUUUAUGGGUACCUACCUCAUUGGUACCGAGUACAUCUCCGAGUCUAAGUCCAAGGGCGAGGUUCUGCUCUUCCGCCGCGGGUUAGCCCCCAAGAAGACUGGCACCUCCGAGGAUGAUGUGGAGCAGACCCAGCCCGUUUCCCUUGCCGAGAAGAAGGAUGGCUCCAGUUCCGAUGACGAGGGUACCAGUGCCGCUAUCCAGAGACAGACUGCCAUCUUCCAGUGGCAAGAUGUGUGCUACGAUAUCAACAUCAAGAAGGAAGAACGCCGCAUUCUCGACCACGUCGACGGUUGGGUCAAGCCUGGCACCUGCACUGCUCUUAUGGGUGUUUCUGGAGCUGGUAAAACCACUCUUCUGGAUGUUCUCGCUACUCGUGUUACUAUGGGUGUUGUGUCCGGUGAAAUGUUGGUCGACGGUCGCCCUCGUGACCAGUCUUUCCAACGCAAAACUGGUUACGUUCAGCAACAGGAUCUUCAUCUCCACACCACCACCGUCCGCGAGGCUCUUCGCUUCAGCGCUGUCCUCCGUCAACCCGCUCACGUCUCUCACCAGGAGAAACUCGACUACGUCGAGGAGGUCAUCAAGCUCCUCGGAAUGGAGCACUAUGCCGACGCCGUUGUUGGUGUCCCCGGUGAAGGUCUCAACGUCGAACAGCGCAAGCGUCUGACCAUCGGUGUCGAACUGGCUGCCAGGCCGCAACUACUUCUGUUCUUGGAUGAGCCUACCUCUGGUCUUGACAGUCAGACGUCUUGGUCUAUUCUAGAUCUCAUCGACACGUUGACCAAGCACGGUCAGGCCAUUCUCUGCACUAUUCACCAGCCCUCUGCUAUGCUUUUCCAGCGUUUCGAUCGUCUUCUCUUCCUCGCCAAGGGUGGCAAGACCGUCUACUUCGGAGAGAUCGGUGAGAAGUCUUCGACACUUUCCAACUACUUCGAACGCAACGGUGCCCCCAAGCUCCCUGCCGAUGCCAACCCUGCCGAAUGGAUGCUCGAAGUCAUUGGAGCCGCCCCUGGAUCCCACAGUGACAUCGAUUGGCCUGCUGUGUGGCGCGACAGCCCUGAACGCAAGGCCGUCCACGAACACCUCGCCGAGCUCAAGUCUGACCUCUCCCUCAAGCCUGUCGCCACUCACGACAAUGAUCCGACUGCCUUCGACGAAUUCGCUGCUCCCUUCUCGGUUCAACUCUGGCAGUGUCUGGUCCGCGUCUUCAGCCAGUACUGGCGUACCCCAGUCUACAUCUACUCGAAGACCGCUCUCUGCACCCUGACAGCCCUUUACGUCGGAUUCUCCUUCUUCCAUGCCCAGAACAGCAUGCAGGGCCUCCAGAACCAGAUGUUCAGUGUUUUCAUGCUGAUGACGGUCUUCGGCAACCUGGUCCAGCAAAUCAUGCCUCACUUUGUCACCCAACGCUCUCUCUACGAAGUCCGCGAACGCCCCUCCAAAUCAUACUCCUGGAAAGCGUUCAUGACUGCCAACAUCCUCGUCGAACUCCCCUGGAACGCCCUCAUGUCCGUCCUCAUCUACGUCUGCUGGUACUACCCCAUCGGCCUGUACCGCAACGUCGACUCUGAGCACAUCCACGAGCGCGGCGCGCAGAUGUGGCUCCUCGUAUUGACCUUCAUGAUCUUCACCUCCACUUUCGCGCACAUGAUGAUCGCCGGUAUCGAGCUCGCGGAAACGGGAGGCAACCUCGCCAACCUGCUCUUCUCUCUCUGUCUCGUCUUCUGUGGUGUCCUCGCCACACCGGCCAACAUGCCCCGAUUUUGGAUCUUCAUGUACCGGGUCUCACCGUUCACCUACCUCGUCUCGGCGAUGUUGUCGGUCGGUACGUCGGGUGCGAAGGUCGUCUGCGAGGAUAUUGAGUUGCUGCACUUCAAGCCUGCCGACAACAUGACUUGCAACGAGUACAUGAAGGACUAUAUCUUUGGAACUUCGACCUCGCCUGCGCGCGGUGGUUACUUGAUUGAUGGGUCUUCUACCACUGAGUGCUCCUUCUGCACCAUUGAUUCCACAGAUACCUUCCUCGCAGGCGUUAGCUCCUAUUACAAGGACGCCUGGCGCAACUUUGGGUUGAUGUGGGUUUUCAUCGCUUUUAACAUCGCGGCUGCGGUGUUCAUUUACUGGCUUGCUCGUGUGCCCAAGGGUACUCGCAGCAAGAAGUCUUGA
Penicillium bovifimosum is the source of this 4500-nucleotide messenger RNA. Its product is annotated as pleiotropic drug resistance family ABC transporter. Gene Ontology annotation, cellular component: membrane. Bases 1 to 4500 code for a protein of 1499 amino acids. Gene Ontology annotation, molecular function: ATP hydrolysis activity; ATP binding; ABC-type transporter activity. Lineage: Eukaryota; Fungi; Ascomycota; Eurotiomycetes; Eurotiales; Aspergillaceae. The transcript has a single exon. The record is from RefSeq and is a predicted model, not a curated record. Gene Ontology annotation, biological process: transmembrane transport.